AGCUGCUCGCGCUGGCGAAUAUGUUGGGCUUCGCGCCCACGCGGACGCGACCGAGGCUCAGAUGCUCCCCCAGCUUGCCAAGAUCCAGAACAGCAUGGCCCACCUGGCCCAUACCAUCACGACCCACACGGCGUCCAUCCAGAACCAGCUGGAAGCCCGCGUCGCUGACAUCGACCGGCGCAUGUGCAGGACCGAGAAGACAGUCGAGGACAUGGCCGAGGAUAUCAAACUACCCCGGAAAAAACACGACUUGUGGUACGAGCAAAACCUGUCAAGCAAGCAGUUCCCGAGCCGCCUGGAUUCAGCAGAGAGGCCAAUCCCUGCAUCUUGGUCAUUCGUGCUCAAGCGAUGGCCACAACAAAUGAAGUUGUUCAAUAUAUCGUUCUUUGGCUUCAAGAGUGUAAUGUCGACGUGGACGAUCACGAGAUUCAAGGUGACCAAACUGGACGCAGGUUCACACUGGCCUUCAAUGGUGCACGUGGAUGCACGUCGUGCGGCGCAGUGUUUGGCCCAUCUCAAACGCGACGACGGCUCCUACUGGAAGUUCGAGACCACAUCCCCCGACAAUGUGCCGAUGUCCCUCUUCAUAUCAGCGGACAAGAACCUGUGCCAGAUCAAGAAAGAGCUCUACACGAAACUCCUGCGCAAAUUCCUCUCCGAGUGCUACGCUUCUACACUGACAG
Messenger RNA from Prorocentrum cordatum, 683 nucleotides. Lineage: Eukaryota; Dinophyceae; Prorocentrales; Prorocentraceae. The record is from the annotation of a GenBank genome assembly.